Molecule: messenger RNA, 924 nt
Organism: Eublepharis macularius
Lineage: Eukaryota; Metazoa; Chordata; Lepidosauria; Squamata; Eublepharidae
Product: antimicrobial protein CAP18-like
Exons: 8
Coding region: 1-924 (307 amino acids)
Biological process (GO): innate immune response; antimicrobial humoral immune response mediated by antimicrobial peptide; defense response to Gram-negative bacterium
Cellular component (GO): extracellular region
Molecular function (GO): lipopolysaccharide binding
Source: RefSeq, a predicted model, not a curated record
AUGCAGACCUCCUGGGCAAUGCUCCUGCUUUUUGCUGGAGCAGCCGUUGCACACCCUGCACCGCCCCCUCCGUUGAGCUAUGAGCAAGUCCUUGCCUCUGCUAUUGAAACCUACAACAAGGAAUCGGGCCUGGAGAACGCCUUCCGGCUGCUGGAACCUGAGCCACAGCCAGACUGGGAUCCUUCUGCCCUGACUAUUCAGCCACUGAAAUUCUCCGUUAGAGAGACGGUGUGCAAGGCAGCGGAGAGCUCUAACAUUGACCAGUGUGACUACAAAGAUGAUGGGCUCGACCGAGAUUGCUCCGGAUUCUAUUCUGCUGCCCAGAGCCCACCUUUGAUGGUGGUCCAGUGUGAGGGUGUGGCCCAGGAGUUGGAGCGUAUCAAAAGGGGCCGUUUUAAAAAGUGGGUGAAGAAAAUUGGCGCGUUCAUAAAGAAAUACGGCCCAAGGAUUGCAUCUCUUGUGCCCAGAGCAACCAUGAGGAGCGCCUGGGGAGUUCUUUUUCUGCUGGGUUUCGGCACUGCCGUCCCUCUGGAAGCCCCAAAGACCUUUGAGGAAUUCCUUCCACAGGUGGUCAAGAUCUACAACCAAGGCCCAGGUGUCCAAAACGCCUUCCGCCUCCUGGAAGCAACACCUCCGCUUGGAAUGGAUUCAACCUCUGGAACGCUUCAACAGCUGAACUUCACCAUGCAAGAAACCACGUGCCCCGCCUCAGAAGAUGUUGUUGCUGAACAGUGUGAAUUCAAACCUGAUGGGCUGAUGAAAGAUUGUAUUGGAUACUUCUCCACCAAGCCAGAAAAUCCCAUGAUCCUUAUUAACUGUGACACUGCGAUUCAAGAGCCAGUCCAUGUCACCCGGUUCCGAGGUCUUGGAGGGUUUCUGAAAGGAUUUUCAAGAGGAGUUCAGCUCUGGGAUGCCCAUCACUAA